AGGGGAGGAUCGGAGGGGCAGGUGGGCUGAGGGAGGUGUGGGAGAUACAGCGUAGCAGUGGUCGCCCCUUGCACACAGCUGCCUUGACACACUUUAUUCCGCUCUCAAAGGUCAAAAGCUUUCGCGUGUAAGCUCCACCUUCCUCACAGUCAGUCUGUCAGUUCUACUUGUCGUGCAGGCCGAGUCUCAUACUUCCUCCUUUUUCCUUAGCCUCCUUCCUAACCUCUCGGAUUCAGACUCAGGGCCAGGCACCAGGAGGAAUGCCAAUGAGGUAAAGGAGUCUUCCUACCUAAGUCCACCACUUGUUGCCGCCAGCUGGUCCCUCCUCCCUUCCUUAGGCGCCACGGGUCCCACACUCAGCUGGUACAGGGAAACAGCCCUCCACGUCAAGAGAAGCUCUAACCCAGCUGAUUCGACACCAUGGAGGACCACCAGACGCUUCAACGGCGCCGAGAGUCAUGAACGAAGUUGUAGCGCGAAAUAAAAUGGCAUUCAAGUGAUGUGUAGAGGGAAAAAAAACUUGCAGCUUUACACCCGCAGAGGAUAUGCUGCCCAACAAAUAUGCAGCCCGCGUCACCGUCCAACUGAACAAGCGUCAUGGACCCAUUACACAUGACGCGUGACGGGAAUACCUACGAGGCGCAGUGAAAGGCCGAACUAAACUGAAAGGUGGUGAUACGCAGAGAAAAUAAAAAUACACAAUGAACCACGCAGGAGAGGUUGCGAGCGUAGUGGACGGUGAGGCGAGGAGGCACGUCCCUUUGUCCAGGCGGGUGGUGAAGGCGUCCAGGCUACACGAGCUGCUGCACUAUCUGGCGGGCGGCGCCUCCAGAGUCAUGGGCAACCAGCAGGCACCAGCACCCGCCCCCACGGCCAGUAAGGAGAGGAGGCCGUCGCUCCCCAGCAUCAGGAGUUUCCAGUGGUCCUGCGGCCCUCAGACGACCAUACUCAGGGACAGCCCUCCUCCGGAAUUCCUAAUGAAGUUAGCGAAGAUCCUAACUGCGAAAUCACUGGCUGAGGACAAUGUUGAUGGCAUUACAAAAUGUGUCUUCAUUUACCAUAUGUGUAAGCACAGUGAACCCCUGGGAAAGCGGCUGUUCCAGUAUGUGUUAAAACACUUCCAACUGGAACCGUUUGUCCCCCCUGGCACUCCAAAUGAAAAUGAGCGCUGUCCAGUCAACGAAAAUGUGCUGUCGGGUAGUGCCUUUGUUGAGGCCUCCAACUACUUGAUGUCCCUCCUCACCGACUCACAACAACUAGAGUUCUACAUCAAAGUAUAUGCAGGAGAUGAAGAGAGAAUAAAUAAGACUGAUGUGUUCGAUUUGAUUUCUGCUGCCCACCAAGUGUCCACCUGCACCCAGCGCACCUGCUGCCUGCCUGACAACAUACUGAUGGCAGUGGUCAAUGGUGUUAUGCACGGCAAGGAAAGCGUGAACACCAAAUACCUCCACAGCUGGUUUUGUCAGCACUGUCCGCGCCUUGUGGUGUGGCUCCACCGCAGCAUCGUGCACAUGCUGACUGUUGGCUACCGCACCAUCCCUGAGAACACAGAGGAAGAGGAGGAUAUCAGAGACACUCCCAUCCUGGAUCACCCUGGUAAGUCAUCCUGCGCAAGCCUGCAUCCUGCUCUCAUAUGGCUGCUGACCUGCUCCUUGCCCACCCUCUAUACCAAGCAGCAGAAGAACCAGGCUCUUCCUUCCUCCAACAACCUCCUCCUUGAUCCUCAUGUUUUCAUCGAGAAAAUGAUUUUAGCUGUGAGCCCCACACACUGGGACCCACUAUACAACAGUGAUAACCAUGGUCUCAGUAUUAACAGGUUCCAGCAUCAUGUGUUUGGUUACCAUGGUGCCACCCUCGUGUUCAUCACGACAGAGGGUGACAACAUGUUCUGUGUGGCAAGUGACCAGGAGUGGCGAGACUCCAAGCACUUCUGGGGUGGCGAGCACGCCGUCUGCCUCCACCUUACCCCAGAGUACAAGAUUGUCGAGAGUGGUGCCAAAAUUCUUUACUUCAACAUGACAUCUCGUGGAUUCCCAACCGGGUUUCAGGUGGGCACUGACAGCACCAACCGAGCACUCACUCUGGACUCGAAUCUCACCAUUGUCACCUACCGCAAAAUCCCCUACAAGCUGAAGUCUCUGGAGGUGUGGGGCUGCAGCACCAUUGAAGUCAGGGAGGCCCAGCAGGAGCAGAAGAAAAGAGAAGUAAAGGACACUGAAAAUCGCCGCAAAGUCAAAUUGAACAGCUCUGAUUGGCUAGACAACCCUGAUCGCUAUCUUAUUGAAUUGGCCGGCACAAGGUUAAGUUAUGCCCAGUAUGACAAUCCUCAGCCUGAGGCCUCAGGAACUAAGUGAAGAAUAUGGGAAUUGUGGUCCUGUAUUGCUCAGCAGUAUACAUACAUGGUGUAAGUGACAUUGAGUUCAUGAAUUUGAAAAAAAAAAUAAUAAUAAUAAUUUUCUCCCUUUUCAUUUGCAGAUCAUUCCCCAUAUUUUCAGAUUUUUUUUUUUUUUUUUUUAUAUUUUUUUUAUA
Eriocheir sinensis (Chinese mitten crab) is the source of this 2529-nucleotide messenger RNA. RefSeq lists its product as uncharacterized. Lineage: Eukaryota; Metazoa; Arthropoda; Malacostraca; Decapoda; Varunidae. The record is from RefSeq and is a predicted model, not a curated record. The coding region runs from base 702 to 2354 and encodes 550 amino acids. The transcript has 11 exons.